Messenger RNA from Microstroma glucosiphilum, 1599 nucleotides. RefSeq lists its product as hypothetical. Gene Ontology annotation, biological process: phosphatidylcholine biosynthetic process. The record is from RefSeq and is a predicted model, not a curated record. The transcript is spliced from 4 exons. Bases 64 to 1494 code for a protein of 476 amino acids. Lineage: Eukaryota; Fungi; Basidiomycota; Exobasidiomycetes; Microstromatales; Microstromataceae.
CUGGUGCAACAUCCAUCCUGCCAUCCUGCCAUCAAUACUCUUUUCAUAGCCCCCCUGACCGCCAUGAGCCCGGAGUCUUCCUCGUCUGGGUCUUAUCGGCCCACUCCGCCCACACUCAGUCGCGCCAAUAGCUAUGGCUCUGCCUACUCUUCCGCAGAGGUUCUUGAUGGGCCAGACCUACUACUAUCUGCCCCAUCAGGGAUGCCACUAGCGGAUCUUCUCGAGACCUAUGUCAAUCCGCGCCUGGAUUGGGCAGAGCGCAGAGUGCGACCGUACGUGAACGAUGUGAAGGUGCGGGCCAGGCUGAGAAGAGAGGACUUGGUCAAGCGAGCAAGGAGCAAACAAGAGAUCAAGAGCAUGGAGAAAGAGCUGAAGCGGCUGCGCAGCAAAGUGUCUGAACGAGUCGAUCGACUCCAGACGCGAUGGACGGAUGCAAAGACCGUCCGGCUACGAGACAAGGUCUCCUUCCUCAUCGGGGUCAUGAAUCUCGUUGCUAGCUCCCUCAUCUUCGCCUUCCGACCGGAGUGGGUACCCUUCGUAUACACUCUACAGUGUUCACUAUUCCUGCCGCUGCGCAUCUAUAGCUAUACACGGCUCAAGUGGCACUACUUUCUGUUCGACUUCUGCUACGCAGCGAACGUGGCCGUCCUCACCUAUCUAUGGAUUGUACCCGACUCGCCCUUCCUCUUCACCGUCGUCUACUGCGCAGCUCAUGGGCCACUGGCAUGGAGCGUAGUGACCUGGCGGAAUAGUCUCGUCUUUCACUCCAUCGAGAAGGUCACCUCGACCUUCAUCCAUCUCUACCCGCCCUUCGUGUUCACCACGAUCCGCCAUUUCAUGCCACGCGACUACGCCGAAGCUCGCUAUCCGGCCAUGAAGAAUCUCACAAAACUCAACGGAUGGACUGCCUUUCUCUUCAAUCUUGUCUUCUACGCUGUCUGGCAGUGGGUCUACUACAUCUUCAUCGGAAUUGGAAAAGGAAAGAAAAUUGCAUCGGGGGAGAGGAUCAACUCCUACUCGACACUCAGCAAAGGCAAAGGCGCUGUGGCCAACCUCCUUGGAAAAGUGCCUGCUCCGCUGCGAGAACCCGCCUUCAUGGCGCUGCAGCUCACGUAUAGCAUCGUAUGCACUUUGCCAGCACCCCUGCUGUUCUAUCGCUCUGCCAGAGCCUCAGCGGUCUUUCUCAUCUUCAUAUUGACUAUGAGCGUCUGGAACGGGGCGUCGUACUACGUCGAAGUGUGGGGCCGUCGGUUCGAAAAGGAGCUACAGGCGCUUCAACGCGAGCUGGACGCGGCGCGCGAAGUCAGUUCGGCUCUGGACGCCCAGCACGGCUCAGGCGUGGCCUCAGGUGUUACUACGAAUGGUGCCUCCACACCUGCUGUCCCUCUGACGGCUGCUAGCGCUCCUGUCAGCCGGCGAGGCAGUGAAGAGGCGGAGCGGGAAGAGGUACCGGAGGGCCAGGACUUGACUGCAGAGCUCAAGAAGGAUGUGUGAAGGCAAGCAAGCUCGGCAAAGGACUAUGGCCUUCUCCACUUGGCUUGGCCCUCCCUUGUGGUGUUGUUGAACCUAACUUGCAAUGUAUACCCAUGUUCCCACGCU